Tachysurus fulvidraco (yellow catfish) is the source of this 5135-nucleotide messenger RNA. RefSeq names its product leucine rich repeat containing 14B (gene lrrc14b). Lineage: Eukaryota; Metazoa; Chordata; Actinopteri; Siluriformes; Bagridae. The transcript has 3 exons. Gene Ontology annotation, biological process: negative regulation of apoptotic process; positive regulation of cell population proliferation; negative regulation of DNA-templated transcription. Gene Ontology annotation, cellular component: cytoplasm. The record is from RefSeq and is a predicted model, not a curated record. The coding region runs from base 71 to 1651 and encodes 526 amino acids.
CACACAACUCGACACAUCUCAUGCUUGUACCCAUGCUGGAACGACAAAGAGAGAGUUCAACAAAAACAGCAUGAAAAGCUUAAAAUUCUUAGCAGCAGAGGGUUUUGUUCGAAGUGGCCCAUGUGCUAUAAGGAAUCUCGGUUGCUUGUCUUAUAAUCUAUACCCAAUGCUGUUUAAGGCCAGCUACCUGCUGGAAGAAGCAGAUGUGCUCCAUAACCUGGUCAAGACGUGGCCUCUCGCUGAGCUUAAUCUGCGGAGGUUAUUGGAAAAAACUCCAGACUGCCAGACAGAUCUCACUUCGCGCACUUGCAGCCUCUGUCUCAAAGCCCUGAUGAUGGGUCUGAAGGACUACGUUCUUAAUGAAACAACUACAUACACCAAAGUUCUGAGGGUGGUGGAUCUGACCGGGCUGCAGGAUAUCGAGCACCAGACCUGUCCAUGCAGAAGCUCGCUGGGCCGCUGGGCUCGCACAGAACUGCUCACACGCAUGUGCUACGAGACGAUGGUGGCCAUGCAGGGAGAUCUGGCAACAGCAUCAGCCUGGAAGGUGGAGGUGGAUGUCCGGCUCAACGCCUUCGUAACAGGACGAAGCUAUGAAAUGGUGAUUCAGGCUCUUCUCUUGCUCAGCCACUGCCCAUUAAAGCUGCGCUGUGUGGGUUUGCGUGUGGACUCACUUCCUCUGAAGAACCUCUUCUAUUUACUGCACCUGGUCAACACUGAAGGCUUGUACAAGUUGGAGGUUGUGCAUAAUGUUCAUCUGGAGGCUCCACAUCUGGAGGUGAUGCUGUCACAGCUUCAUUUUCCUCACCUGCGCUCGCUCACAUUACCAGCACAGGCACUGGAUGUGCGCAGACUGACUCAGGGUAACGAGGACCUACUCACAGUGCUGGGAGAGCUGAUGAGCAAGAUGAGCGAGUUGAGAGAGCUCUACAUGGGCUUCUCGACCCUAACAGGACAACUGAGACGACUGCUCAGUCCUUUGAACACUCCACUGCAGUGUAUAGAGCUGGCUAACUGUUGCCUCAGCACUGUGGACAUGGCUUACCUGGCGAACAGCCUGCACAGUGAGUUCCUAGUAAAACUGGAUCUUAGCGGCCACGUGGUGGCUGAUCUGUUCCCCAACACCUUCCGCAAACUGCUCCAUCACUGCUCUGCUACUCUCAAGAGCCUGUGUUUGGAGGAGUGUGGCAUGUCAGAUGAGAACCUGGAACUCCUCAUUCAUGCGCUGAGACCAUGCAAUGCCAUACAAGAGCUUAAGAUUCUGGGGAACCCACUGAGCAUCGUAGCCCUGCACCAACUCUUUAACAUGCUGGCACAAGGCUAUCCAGCUCUGAGGUAUAUAGAGCUGCCAGUACCUCGUGACUGCUACUCUGAUAAUGUAACCUACCCACUGGACGAUUCCACACUGCUGAGCUAUGAUAGAGAGAAGUUCCAUCAAGCCAGAAGCGAACUGGUGGCCAUUCUGGAACAAGCUGGAAAAGGACAUGUUGAAGUAUGCACACCGCUGCACGGUGUCUAUGAUCCCGAUAUCCGUGAGACAAGCAACGAGCUAGGGGUUUCUAUGGUGCGCUCUUUUAACACGGUCAUAGGGAACUUUAUACACACUGUGGCGAACGUGACUGAACGGAGAGAAAAUAGCCUAAAUGAGUAAGAUCACAAAACAGAGGUUUAUUGUCCUAUUCAAAAUAUGGGAAAAGACUACAGUGCAAGAAGGAGGAACAAAACACUUAAGGAGAAUUAGGAAAAAGUAAAUUUCUAAAUAUAUAGUUUUUCACAUAGUAUUUCGCUAAAUAUAUAAGUUUGCAUACCCUGAAAGAAAUUGUUAAACAUUCCCAUUUAUUUGGAAAAUAUGACUGAUAAUGCAAAUGAUUGUCUUCAUUAUCACAUACUGGUUUGACUCCUUUUUAAAACCUAAUGAUAACUGAAAUUACCUAAACAACCCUGAUCAAAAGUUUAUACGUAUAUCUUUGAAUCAAAUGUCUUUUAUUGUAAUUUGUUUAUACUGACCACCAUCAACCAAUAAUAUAUUUUAUGAGCAUCUCCAUAAUAUCCUUAAGCAAUGUGAUGAUAAAAAUGAGUUGUUUUUAAUGGGUGAUUUUAAUAUAGAACGGGACAAAAGAAACAGAGAGGAAAAAAAUUAGAGAUAACAAAUAAAUUCAAUCUUUCUCAAUUGAUACAAGGUCCAACAAGAAUAACCAACUCCUCCCAGACACAAAUUGACCUGAUAAUUACAAACGGACCCGAGAGAGUAAUUAAAUCACAUAAUCUGUUGACUGGUCUGUCCGAUCAUAAUAGCACACUGAUAGUAAGGAAACUAAACAGAAAACAAUUAGUAUAUCCAACUUCAAGAAAACAAUUUUAUGAGAAAAUUCCUAAAAAUGAAAUAAUCAACUUGGAAAAAGCUAUAAAUCAAAUUGACUGGUCUGACCUCCUAACCAGCAGAGAUACUGAGAUUAGCUGCAGAACUUUUUUUUCAACUAUCACUGAGCAGCCUUCAUAAGAAAGGUGAAAUGUAAUCAUGGAAAGAAGAUCACCUUACCAUGGCUAAAUGAUAGACUCUGGCAACAAAUGAAAGAGAGAGACUCUGCUUUAAAGAGGGCUUUAAAAUCAGGACAUAGUAGUGACCGGCUUACCUUCACAACUCUCCAAAAUAAGGUAUUAAGGAAUUUAAGAAAGUUUAAGGCUGAAUUUUUUAUCACAACUACCAAUGAAGCUCAUGGAGAUGGAAAACUUACUUGGAGAAAUCUUAAUAAAUUAACUGGUAGGAAUAAAGAACAAAGGAUAAUUUUACCUGAACUCAAAGUGAAUGGAAUCCUGACCCAAGAUACUGAUAUGAUAGCAAGUCAGGGAGCUGGUUCAAAGUAUCCCAACAGAAACUGUAGCCUGUAUAUGAUACAUGUGUUAUCUAAUUAGUAUUAGUAUACUGAAUUAGUAUUGAUAAAACUAAACUAAUUUUUAAAAUAAAGGAAAUAUCUGAAUCAGAGGUCAUAAAAAUUAUAACCUCGUUAAAAGAUUCAAAAGAUAGGGAUUCAUAUGGUUUUGAUACCACAUUUUUAAAAUUACACAAGGACACACUUGCUUGCCCAAUUGUACAUCUGACCGAUCUAUCAGUUAGGCAAAGUAUUUUUCCAAGCUUUUGGAAAAUAGCAGUUGUAUCUCCGAUUUAUAAGUCUGGUGAUAAAACAAUGGUGUCAAAUUAUAGACCCAUUAGUAUUUUAUCAGUAGUAUCCAAGGUGACAGAAAAAUGGGUAGCUGAACAGUUAAAAAACUAUCUAAACUUGGGCCACACACCUUUACACCCAAUGCAAUUUGGAUUCCGCAGAAACCACUAUACAGAGACAGCAAACUGUUUCCUCCUUGAAAAUAUCAAGUCAAAAUUAGAUGAGGGUGGUUUAGUUGGUGCAGUGUUUUUGGACCUUAAGAAGGCUUUCGACACUGUGAACCACCAGACACUAUUAUCAAAAUUAUCUUCUUAUAAUUUCUCAGAUGAGGCUAUGAAAUGGAUGGAGUCAUAUUUAACUAACAGGAAACAGUGCAUACAUAUUGGUAAUUCUUAUUCUUCAUACCUGGACUGUAAUAUUGGUGUACCCCAGGGGUCAGUAUUGGGCCCUAUUUUGUUUAGCCUGUAUAUUAAUACAAGCCUUCAGUUUGUCAAUCUGUUAAUAUACAAUAUACAAUGUAUGCAUACUAUACUAUACAAUAUACUAUACUAUGCAUAAUAUACAAAUGUAUGCAUACUAUUUGUAUAUGUUAUUUGCAUACUAAGACCAAACAACAGGCAGCAACUGAACUAACCAAAGCAUUGGUGUAUGUUUCUGUCUGGCUAACAUUAACAAAACAGUCUGUAUGUUCUUUUUUAAGAGGUCCACAAAUGUACUGCAGGCAGAUGUUUUUAUAGAAGGAGAAAAAAAUCAUGGAAGUGUCCAAUUUUAAAUACCUUUGUAUUAUUUUGGACUCUAAUUUAACUUUUAAAAAGCAUGUAAAAAAAGUGGCUAAUAUCAGAUAUAAUAUGGCCAACUUUAGACACAUUAAGCCAGGAGGCCUCUAUAUAACAAUAGAGGCAGCCAAAUUAUUUAUGCAUGCCAUGAUUUUUUCUCACAUAUUAUACUGUUUCACAAGCUGGUCCCAAGCAAUUAUGACAAUUCUAAAACCAAUUGAGACCCUUUAUAAGCAAACCUUAAAAAUAUUAGAUCAAGUCAUCACCACUGUAAUAUUAUUACUAAAUACAAUUUAUUCAAUUUUAACAAUUUCUUACAUUAUCAAGAUGCCAGUCUCGUUUUUAAAAUUUUACAUGGGCUUGCACCCCCACCACUGCGUGUAUUUAUUAUUAUCUACCUAGUGUUUUAAUUUGUUUUGUGUUUUUCAUUAAUUAAUUCAUUAAUUUUUGUACUAUGAUACUGUGUUGACCUACCAAGGGACUGCAGAUGAAAAAUAGCUCUUCAGCUAAUUCUGGCACAUUUACAUUUUGAGUGUAAGCAAAAAAUGUUGAUUAAUGUGCUUUGUCCCUUUCAAAUAAAUAAAGAAAAAGAAAAAAAAAAGAAUGUUUGGCCACAUUAGAAACACAGGUUUAAAUGGCAAAAUAUGCGGUUUAAAUGGCUAUUAAAGGGAAGUUUCCACAUGUGACUCAUUGUAAAUGUAGUGUCCGUGGAAAAUUCUCAGCUCACACUAACACACACACGAGUAAAAGUUGAUGGCAGGAUGAAUGCAGCAUGUUAUAAGACUGGCAGACAAUUUGCAUUCUACAGCACAAAAGUUGCACAUGGGACACACUUGGAUGUUUCAACAUGACAUGAUCCCAACACAAGGCAAGGUCGACUCGAAGGCAAGGUCGAAUGGGUAUCGCAGAAAAAGGUGAAUGUUCUGGAGUAACCAUCACAGUCUCCUGACCUCAAUAUCAUUGAGCCACUUUGGGAAGAACUCCGAUGUGCAAGACAACCAAAAAAUUAGCAGGAAUUGGAAGCAUUUUGACAGCUAUACCACCUGAGAGAAUUAAGGGCCUCAUGCACAAUUAUUACAAAAGACUGCAUGCCAUCAAUGAUGCUGAAGGGGGCAAUACACAAUAUUAAGGACUAAAAGGUAUGCAAAGUUUUGAACAGGGAUUAUUUCCUUAUUUUCUUUUUUGUUAUGUUUUGUUU